UUUUCAUAGUUUAUCAAAAUAAUUUAUCCAAAUAAUAGUUCAAUAUUGAAUACGUCGAUUAAAGGAAAAAUACCAGCUAAAACUACUUGUUUUUUUAAACAAAUCUAUAAAACUGACCUAAAGUACAAUACCAAAAUGAAUUGUAUACAAAAAGGGAUUAUUUUGUCUUGUGUUUUCGCGAUACUGGUAAACGGACAACGGUUAAGAAAUCGCGUGCACCCCCGAAGACGCCCCCAGGGAGGCGCAGCGGGGACGGGAAUGGAUAUGCACGGAGCAGCAGGGGCGGCGCCAGGAAUGGAUCCAAUAGGGGCGGCGGGAGGGCCGGGAGCGGCCGCAAUGCUGAACCCUAUGGGAAUCGGUCGCCCGUUUGUACUUGGCAUGACCGCUCAGCUGGUAACCGAUCUGAUGAACGGCCACCCUGGACCGGUGCCAAUGGACAUCGCACAGGAAGCGGCAGCUAUGCGCGCGAUGGGCAUGACCCCGGAUCAGAUCUCGGACACCCUGGGUGACAAGAUGCAGGUGCGCCAAGGAUUCGCGAGGAUGGGAGCUGCGGCGGCGGCGCAGAACAUGCUCGUGUCGGCAGCCUUUGGAGGAGCUGCAGUUGGCGGUGCCGGUGGCCCACACUACAGCGGUGCUGAUGCCGGGGCUCAGGCCCACAGUGGCGCCCCAGUGGACGCGGCGGGGGCUGGGCCAGGAUUUGACCUUUUCGGAACUGGAGCAGCCUCGGUAGGCGCGGGAGUAGCCGGACAUGGCGCCCCGGGCAUCUCAUCUGGAGCGGGAGUAGAUAUGUACAGCCCAGCGGGGGCCGGGGCAGGAAUAGAUCCGUUUGGGGCGGCUGGAGCGCCGGGAGUCGGGGGAGCAGCCGGACUUAACCCUAUGGGUGUGGGACGUCCGAUUGUACCAGGCAUGACGGCUGGUUUGGUCAUGGAUCUUAUGAACGGCCAACCCGGACCUGUUCCGAUGGACAUCGCACAGGAAGCGCUGGCUAUGCGCGCCAUGGGCAUGACUCCAGACCAGAUUUCCGAUACCCUGGGUGACAAGAUGCAAGUGCGCCAAGGAUUCGCAAGGAUAGGAGCUGCAGCGGCCGCGCUUGGAUAGCCGGUUAUUUAGAGUGCCAAACGUGAACGACCCGGUAGACGAAUCUAAAAAUAGAUUGAUUAAAAAAAUAGCAAACAAAUUCAAAAUGGGGAUGCCGACCACACAAUCUUGUUUUCCUAUUUAUGUCAUCGUGGUUCCUAGUCAUACAACGAUGUUUUUGUUGCUGUUUUGGGAGCAAUUUUAUUAAAAUAUGGAAGUAUAUUUCAUAGUAAAUGUUUAAAGUUUCUGUUGUAAAGCAUAUACAGUUUUAAGAAAACGGAAGUAAUGAAAAUAUCUCAAAGUAUGCAAUGGUAACUUAAACACAUGCUUGUUAAGUUUUAAAAAAGAAUAAAGAAAAGUUUGUGAUUGAGGAAUUUAAUUAUCGUAUAUUUUACUUAAUUAGACUUAUUAAUGUACUAAUUAAACAAGUAUAUAUGGAAACUUUUGUUCCAACUGUAAAUAUAGUAUUUUUGUGGUAUGUAUAUAAUUUAUAUAGUAUCUGUUCAUUAUUUCGAAUCUAUAUUCAAGUUGAACUAAACUGAAUCGAGAUUCACUUUUAUUAUAUUUAUAAAGGUAUAAACUCAUUUGCAAAUGUUUUUGAUCCAUGAUUCGUUACAUUGUGAAGGUCUUUACCGACUCGGUACGAUAACAAGUGGUGCGAAUGUGGCGGCAAAAUAUUUUCUUAAGAGAAAUGCGUCAAUCUAAAUGCAGAGUUGUCGUUCCAUGCUCACUAACAAUCUCUGCAAUCAUAAGAAAUUCCUGACUAAUUUGAAAGGAUUUGUGUGCGUUUAAGUAUAACAUUACGAAAGAAGUAUCAUGUUCUUUUAUAUUUUUAAAAGAGUUUAUAAGUUUAGGUUCAUAAUAAUAAAAUUAAUAACCUGCAUAAAAAAUAACAACCGGAAAAUUAUUUCAAAUUGACUUGGCUAUCAUCACGGGGUUGAUUAUACAGACAGGGAUUUGAUCGAGCUAUGCUCGUUCCAGUCAAAUCUCUGCGAGGAGGUUGGAAAUGCGUACGGAUUCCCAAUCGGAACUCAGCGUUUCUUGUUAAACGCCAAUAUGACACUGUAUAACGAAUGAUCCCCAUUCUAUGGUUUUAACCUUAUGUCAUACUUGGAAAAUAUAUUAUCAAAUUGG
Messenger RNA from Dreissena polymorpha, 2211 nucleotides. RefSeq lists its product as uncharacterized. The transcript has 6 exons. Bases 136 to 1098 code for a protein of 320 amino acids. Lineage: Eukaryota; Metazoa; Mollusca; Bivalvia; Myida; Dreissenidae. The record is from RefSeq and is a predicted model, not a curated record.